This is a messenger RNA of Pseudophryne corroboree (corroboree frog), 2696 nucleotides long. RefSeq names its product chromosome 1 C14orf93 homolog (gene C1H14orf93). The record is from RefSeq and is a predicted model, not a curated record. The transcript is spliced from 8 exons. The coding region runs from base 928 to 2493 and encodes 521 amino acids. NCBI's taxonomy places the organism in Eukaryota, Metazoa, Chordata, Amphibia, Anura, Myobatrachidae.
CGCGGGGAGUUUAAAACGCAGCGCUGCAGCAUCAGCAACAGCGAGUGUUGUUGCUACUAGCGGCCCGUGCCGCGCCAGCACAGCGCACACCCGGCAUCGGCGGCAUGGUUAAUGUGUCUCUGGCCGAGCCGUGAGACCGGGGCACCCGGAACAGGGAUCCCACGAACUUACCCGGUGUAGUUCUCUGAAGAUCCCGCUUAUAAAGCAGUGAGGCCCCCGUUAUUAGCUGGUUUCCCAUGAGAACAUUUGGAUCUUGUUUUGCUCCCCUGCACAGAAGCAUGGGGCGGAAACGGAGUAUUACGGUUGGUGGCGCUUAACAGACGGGAGCCAUCUUGUGCGCACUGCAGAAGUUACAAUGUGCAAGAUAAGCAAUACAUGGAAAUAUGGCAUUCAAGGAUUUAUCCCAAAAACUACAACCGUCUGAACAUUUCAAUUAUUCAUCUCGCCACGGAUUCUUCCACAAGGACUCAACAAGUGCAUAUGAAACCAAUGGCAUAAUAUGUCUAUUGCAUUGAAUACUUACACUUUCAGGAGCUGGAAUUUAGAUAGUAAAUUCUGGUUGGGGUGGAAACCAAUCUUGUGGGAUGUUUUUGUAUUUUGACGUUAAGAAUAAGAAAUGUUCCCAUAGGAAAGUGUGACAAUCAUAAAAAAAAACAUUAGGAGUAUAUUAAAUAAUACAUCACCAAGACAGAUGAUACGCCAUACAAGAACAUCACUCGACUUUAAUUAUUUAGGUUUAAUAUUCUAUUUCAUAGACAUUCACAAGAAACCUAAUAAUGAAAGAAUCCUAGAUAGUGUAUUUGGCGGUUUCUUCUUUUUUUUUUUUACAGCUAAAGUAACCACAACUAACUUUAGCUGAGAAUUAGUGUGAAUUAUAAGCUUUGAACUUUUCUAAUCAAACUUUAGUUUUUUGUUUUGUUUUUCAAUAUGUCAUUUAGUGCCACAAUCCUGUUUACUCCACCACCUGGGCAAAAUAAUGACAAUUGUGCAUGCAAGACUGAAAGUACGCAGGGUGGUUCAGUGUCUUUUGAAGGAGCUACCCCAAUCACAGUGGGUGGCCAGGGUGUUUCCGUCCAAGGUUCUGAACAGCUUCUACACCUUAUCUAUCAACGGGUUGAGAAGGCAGUUGGACUUGCUGAAGCUGCACUAAGUGUAGCCAAGGCAAAUAGUAAUCUCCUCAGUCAACUCCAGGAUGAAGUGAGCAGUCUGAGGAAAAUAAACGAGGAGCAAGAGAGACCAAAGUCUCCUCCAAUAGAUAACAUUGCAAGAUGUAAAUUAUCAGAUGAUGAGGAGGUUGACGAAAUUGGAGGAGUGCAGGUUGUCAUCGAAGAACUGAGACAGUUGGGGGCAGCAUCUGCAUCAUUAGUUCCUGGUCUCCAUCCACCAGCUGUGGACAGAACAAGGGAAAGCUGCUUACCUGUGUGUCCUCCAAAUGAAGCUCCAUCCCUUCUCAGCCCUAUGCAUAUGCCAGGCAUUGAUGACUUUUUAAACUCAGAGCCUCCUGCCCCAAGGAUUUUAGCCCAAAACUUUGUGAAGCAGUUGGCUGACCCUCGAUCUCAUAGGGAUCCAGUGGAAACGCUGAAUGAGCCAGCUCCUUCAAUCAUGAAAGCGACACAUUCCCAUCUCCUGAUACAGAAGGAUGGGUCCCUUAGUCCAGGUGGCUUGAUUAUGGCCGAGUCCUCUCCAGAUGCAGCAGACAUCAGGCCGCCAACUUCACCACCAUCAUUUGCAUCAUUCUUUACUAGCUCUCACAGUCGGCAGCGUAGCAAUGGCCAGAAAAACUCCAGAAGAAAACGAGAUCUUGUUUUAUCCAAACUGGUGCAUAAUAUUCACAAUCACAUCUCUAACAACAAGCGCUUUAAUGGCUCGGAGAGCAUAAAGUCAUCCUGGAAUAUUUCUGUUUUAAAGUUCUUGGUGGAGAAGCUGAGACAAGAGCUGGUGUGCAGUAUGCAGCAUUACACAGACAAAGAGCUGAAAGGUGCCUGUGUUGCCUACUUUCUGACAAAGAGGAGAGAAUAUCGAAACUCCAUGAAUCCUUUCAAGAGUCUGAGAGAGAAGGAAGAGAAGAAGUUGAGAAGUCGUCGAUACAGGCUUUUUGCAAACCGAUCGUGGGGUGUGCAGCAGUUUCCGCCAGAGGAACAGGCCCUGUGGGAAGGGGUGACAGAGGAGUUAAUGUCUGAUGAAGAGGACAGUUUGUCUGAGCCAGGUGUCUGGGUCGCCCGGCCACCUCGUUUCCGAUCACCAGAACUCUCCAGGCUAUGUUAUAGCAUUGACUCACACUCUAAGCAUGGCAAUAAAACAAAUCGUGUCUAUGGUGCUCCCUCUGACCGAUUGCCUUCCACAGAGAUUCAGCUUCUACCACUGCACCUCUACAAUCCAGACUGGGAAAGAGAGGUAGAUGAAGAGGAGCUGACAGGGGGAGGGAGGAGCAGAAAAUCUUUUUGUCCGGAUCUAAAUGCGUUUAUACAGAUUAAAGUAGAAAAAGAUGAAUGAGAGAGGACUUUAGACAGCUAUUACAUACUGAUUCUUUAGAUGACAAAUUACACUGUGAAGAAAGGCUGCAAGUAAUGGAACUGAUGUAUGUGUGUGCGUGUGAGAGGGUUCGUGUUCAAACAUUAAUAGUAGAUGUUUUUGUGUGCACAGUGUAGGUUCAGCAUACCUCCUAUGUCCACAAUAAAGUGUUAUUUUUAUUUAAA